Messenger RNA from Trichosporon asahii var. asahii CBS 2479, 2169 nucleotides. Its product is annotated as serine/threonine-protein kinase PRP4-like protein. NCBI's taxonomy places the organism in Eukaryota, Fungi, Basidiomycota, Tremellomycetes, Trichosporonales, Trichosporonaceae. Gene Ontology annotation, biological process: peptidyl-threonine phosphorylation; mRNA cis splicing, via spliceosome; peptidyl-serine phosphorylation. Gene Ontology annotation, molecular function: ATP binding; protein serine/threonine kinase activity. The record is from RefSeq and is a predicted model, not a curated record. The transcript has 3 exons. Bases 1 to 2169 code for a protein of 722 amino acids.
AUGCCCAGCUCAGGAACUAAGCGUCCUGCCCCGCCGCACCUUGACGAGCGCAACGAACGCCGAGACAGGCCUCGCGAUUGGCGUGAUGCACACUUCGCUGACCGCGAUGGAGACCGCGAGUCGAGUCGCAACGGUCACCGGCGAGAUGAACGCGAUCGUCACGAUCGUCAUGCCCACGGACACCGCGACAGAGAGCGCAGAGACGUAGGGUACGACCGCCGCAGAAACCACCGCCGCGAUGACCGCAGGCACGAUCGCACUCCCCAGAGGUCGCAUGAGAGGGAGGAGGGAGAAAUCGAGUCGCCGCCGCGCGACGCUCGUCGUCUCAGUCCCCAUCGCUCGCCCAUCAAGUCGCCGGUUCGUUCUCCGGCCCGUCAGCCGGUCAGUAUCCCAAGUGACCCGCGGGUGAAGGAGAAGGAGUCGGGGCGCACACACGAUCCCGUCAAGAUCGCUGUGCCGCCGCCCGCCCCUGCUGCUGAUGAACCAGAGCCAGAACCGGAGGAGGAGAUGGACGAGGAGAAGCGCAUUGAGGAGCGAAGGAAGAAGCGUGAGGCGCUUCUGGCCAAGUUCCGUGCAGGAGAGGGCCCGAAGCCGUCGAUCCCGGGAUCACCCGCCCGGCACUCUGCAGCCCAGAGUCCUGCUAGUAACGGGCCGGGCACCGGUACGAACACGGAGACGGGCGCGACGCCCCUCAUGCAGAACCUCGCUACUAGCUCCCAUGCGCCGUCACCCAACACGGUAAACCCGUCUCAGGCGCCGACGCCGUUUGCAGGUGAGGACCUCGCGAAGCCCGCUGGUGCCGAAAAGAGCGACCGGGACGGCGUUUCGGCCGCCGAGUAUAAUGAGCGUGCCAAGGGUGGCGACAAGGAGAUGCCCGCCGAUGUCGAGAAGAAGGAGGAUGAGUGGGAGGAGGUUGAGAUCGAGGUGUCGGAUGAUGACGAUGAGGAGAUGGACAUGUUUGCUGCGUUUGGUGACGAGGAGACGCCGAAAAAGAAGCGCAAGGUCAAGGUGCGCCGGCGCAAGGGAGCGAACGGCACUGAGGCGAUCGAGUACAUCGAAAAGAAGCCUAAGUCUGCUGCUGCGGCUGCGCUCGAGGUCGUCGACAACGUAGACGACGUUGAGGGCUACUACCGCAUCACGCCCGGCGAGAUCCUUGACGAUGGACGAUACCAGAUCACGGUGACGCUUGGCAAGGGCAUGUUCUCUGCUGUCGUCAAGGCGAAGGUUUUGAAGGCUGUCGGCCAGGAGCGGCACCAAGACGUAGUGGGACGCGAAGUCGCGAUCAAGCUCAUGCGUUCGCAGGAGAGCAUGUACGUCGCCGGUCGGAAGGAGGCGCAGGUGCUCAAGCUACUGAACCAUGCGGACCCAGGAGACAAGAAGCACAUCGUGCGCAUGGACCGCACGUUCGAGCAUCGCGGGCACUUCUGCAUCGUCACCGAGAGCAUGAGCAUGAACCUUCGCGACGUCAUCAAGCGUUUCGGCAAGGACGUCGGCCUCAACAUGAAGGCCGUUCGCGCUUACGGACACCAGAUGCUGUUGGCGCUGUCGCUCAUGCGGCGGUGCAACAUUGUGCAUGCCGACAUCAAGCCUGACAACGUACUCGUGUCCGAGAACAAGGCUGUUCUGAAGGUGUGCGACCUCGGUACCGCCGCUGAGGUCUCCGCCGGAGAAAUCACGCCGUAUCUCGUGUCCCGUUUCUACCGUGCCCCCGAAAUCAUUCUCGGCCUUCCAUACGACACGGCCAUCGACAUGUGGGCGAUCGGCUGUACGCUGUACGAGCUGUACACGGGCAAGAUUCUCUUCCCGGGUCGGUCGAACAACCACAUGCUCCUCUGCAUGAUGGAGACCAAGGGCAAGAUCCCAAACCGAUUAAUCAAGAAGGCGUCGCUGGGCCACGAUCACUUUGACGAGAACAUGAACUUCAUCAGUGUCGAGCGCGACCGCAUCACGGGUGCCGACGUGGUCAAGACUGUUGUUAUCAACAAGCCGUCUCGCGACCUCCGGAGCCGCCUCAUGCCCUCGAGCUCGGCGCAGAUGAAGAUGCCCGAGGCUGAGCUGAGGCAGAUCCAGCAGUUCAUCGAUCUACUGGACAAGUGCCUCGCCCUCGACCCGCUCCGACGCAUCACGCCUCGCGAGGCGCUGAACCACCCCUUCAUCACGGGGCAGUAG